Molecule: messenger RNA, 2336 nt
Organism: Microstroma glucosiphilum
Lineage: Eukaryota; Fungi; Basidiomycota; Exobasidiomycetes; Microstromatales; Microstromataceae
Exons: 2
Coding region: 118-2154 (678 amino acids)
Source: RefSeq, a predicted model, not a curated record
UGCGCCUAUCACGGCUUUGGACUCACUCAAAUACCCACACACAACAUACUGUCAGCCAUGACUGAAAAGUGUCUUGACUUUACGGCCUGAUCACCUGUCGCAGAGGCGCCAGAUGCGAUGAAUUCCUCUCCUAUGCCCGAGGCCGAUCCUCGACCAGCCUCCCCUGCCCCUGCCCGUAUCCCCGUCGCCCCUCCCGCCCAGCCUGCUCCUCUCGAUCUGAGGUGGAAGGAGGAAGCCGACUUCGGCAAACGGAGGUCCGCGGGCAGGCACAUUGCUGCCAAGCACGCGGUGGGUACCCCAAGGCUCAUGACCUUCUUUGGAGCUGCCUCGCCCGGGGCCUCUGGUUCUGCGACCCGCCUCCCCUCUGCCUCUGCCUCUGCCUCUGGCUCUGCCUCUGCCUCUGGCUCCGGCUCUGCGUCUGGAUCUGUCUCCGGUCCGGGUGCUGGUUCCAUUUCUGGUCUUGGUCCUGCUCGUGGCUCCGGUGGACUGGACGGUGAGGGAUCGAAGGCUCCGGGAAGCGCGGGAGGAUGCAAGAGGAAUGCCAGGGAGGAUGCCGCGGAGGCUCCUGCUCUGAAGAAGACGAGGUUGGAAGAAAAGACAGACAGCAACGAAGGCGCCGAUAGAAAGUGCUGCAUACAGCAUCUGGCCAAGGCGAUUGACUUUGUCCGAAACCUCCCCACUCAAAGGCUGUGCUGGGCUGCAAAAAAGCACCGGGGCACCUGCACCUCUCUCGUCCUCGCCGAGCUGGCGGUCGGUCAAAUGUCGGACGAAGCGGUCGGCGCAUUCCUCACUCGGGGCACCAGUGUACUUGAGAACAACCCGAAGUCGCAAAGCGGCAAAGGCCACCACGGCCCGGGCUUGUAUCUUCAGAUUGUUGGAGGCCUUGUCCCGCCGACGUUAUACGUUGGGAAGAGCGAUGUGAAUGUACAUAAUCGUCUGAUGGCGUGGGGUCAGACCGUCAACCAAUUGAGGGAGCACAGGUACAAGCGCAAGCCGCCUCUGAUUGCUGUAGCACGCCUCGCGCCGGAAGCAACGACGUUCACGGCCGUCGCGUUGCUGACUCUCCCCCAUGAGGAGUUCUGGUACGUCAACGCCCAUAUUCCUCUCUUCAAGACCUGCGGAGAAGAGGAAAUCAAGGAAGAGCCGGGUCCCGACUUGAAAGACACCAUGUGCUGCCUGCUCGAGCCGGCCUACAUCGCCGCCUUCGGUACCUGCCAAGUCGAGCAGCGAGGAUAUAUCAAGGAAUGGGAGAAUACAUUCGGGGCUGGAUCUGACAUGUUCACAGUAGCCGGGGCAAACGAGAAGACCGGGAUUGGGGAAAAUUUCGAAUGUAUGCGCUACGUACCCGAGCACGUUCGAGACGAAAAGGUGCAGUUGCGCCACCGCGUCUUUGUGGAGAGGAUUGGGACCGAUGUGUGGUAUCAAGACGCUCAGAAGCAGCGCGUUCUGGUGGGUCGCGGCUACGGUAGUCUCAAAGUCUUUUUGCAGAAGUAUAAAAGGAAGUCGACCAUCAACGACGCUCUCGUAGCAGUCCAGAUUGCGCUCGCCUUCCGACAGGACAAGGGCAAGAGUGCAGAUGCUUCUGCGAUCCUCAAGACUGAGGUAUAUCAGACCCGCUAUGGCCAUAGAAUCGUCGCGGCUUGGCCAACGCCAUAUCACAGUCGGAUGACAAUUCCGUCUACGAUAUGGCAGGAGUUGGGGCUCAAACCUCAAGGAGGGUCCUUGUUGGAGCUUCAAUUCGAGUCGGAAGCAGGCUGUUUCCCUUUCCAAAGGGUGACCGACUGCGAGACGCAGCUGGUGGAAGGUACGGUCGCUGUUCUCCGCGCCGUGGACACUUCGACGGGCAACAAGUCGGAAUGGGUACGGUUCUGCUCACUCAGUCCCUCCCCAGGCUGUAAAAGAGUACAUCGAGUAGCUCGGCAACUCCGCGAGGAGUGGAGCGAGGCUUCCGGUCCAGGGGAGAGGGUGGAGAGCGCGGGGGACGAAGAGGAUGAGGAUGAGAUGGGGGACGAGGAAGGGGGCGAGGAAAGGGACGAUGAUGAGGAUGGGAACGAGGACGAUGAGGAGCAGAAGCGUCUGCAAAAAGAUGCUCUCUGGUUGAAAACUCGUCGAACCUUCGAGACAAUGCGAAGGGGACAUACUCGACUGGCAUGACGUGGGGGAAACAACUUUCGGCAGGCAUCGUGGUAAUUGCGCCAAACCGAGGUGCGGUCCAAGAGACGAGUAAUUUGACGCUGCCAAUGCCCGCCGUCCCAGACGCAGUGCGAGCAGGCAGGGAGAACAUCGACGCUUACAGGCUGUUCUUGCAGGGCAACGCGACAACACUACGCUUCUUC